AUGGCGUGUGGCAGCGGGAGGGUCACCAUCCAGCUGGUGGGCGAGGAGGCAGGGGCUGGAGCCAGCGGCCUGCAGCUCUUCCGGGGCCAGAGAUACGAGGCGAUCCGGGCAGCCUGCCUGGAUUCCGGGAUCCUGUUCCGAGACCCUCAUUUCCCUGCCGGCCCCGAUGCCCUCGGCUACGACCAGCUGGGGCCGGACUCGGAGAAGGCCAAAGGGGUGAAAUGGAUGCGGCCCCAUGAGUUCUGCGCGGAGCCCCAGUUCAUCUGCGAAGACAUGAGCCGAACGGACGUGUGUCAGGGGAGACUGGGUAACUGCUGGUUCCUUGCGGCCGCCGCCUCCCUCACUCUCCACCCCCGACUCCUGUGCCGCGUGGUCCCUCCUGGACAGGGCUUCCAAAGUGGCUACGCAGGCAUCUUCCAUUUCCAGCUCUGGCAGUUCGGCCGCUGGGUGGACGUCGUGGUGGACGACAGGCUGCCCGUGCGCGAGGGGAAGCUGAUGUUCGUGCGCUCGGAACAGCGGAACGAGUUCUGGGCCCCGCUCCUGGAAAAGGCCUACGCCAAGCUCCACGGCUCCUAUGAGGUCAUGCGAGGCGGCCACAUGAACGAGGCUUUCGUGGACUUCACAGGCGGCGUGGGCGAGGUGCUCUAUCUGAGACAAAACACGUCGGGCCUCUUCUCUGCCGUGCGCCGUGCCCUGGCCAAGGAGUCCCUUGUAGGCGCCACUGCCCUGAGCGAUCGCGGCGAGUACCGUACGGAAGACGGGCUGGUGAAGGGACACGCGUAUUCGGUCACGGGCACGCACAAGGUGUCCCUGGGCUUCGCCAAGGUGCGACUGCUGCGGCUGCGGAACCCCUGGGGCCGUGUGGAGUGGACCGGGGCCUGGAGCGACAGCUGCCCGCGCUGGGACGCGCUCCCCGCCGAGUGGCGAGACGCCCUGCUCGUGAAGAAGGAGGACGGCGAGUUCUGGAUGGAGCUGCAGGACUUCCUCCGCCACUUCGACACCGUGCAGAUCUGCUCGCUGAGCCCCGAGGUGCUGGGCCCCAGCCCCGCCGGAGGCGGCUGGCACAUCCACACCUUCCAGGGCCGCUGGGUGCGCGGCUUCAACGCUGGCGGGAGCCAGCCCAGUGCUGAAACCUUCUGGACCAACCCCCAGUUCCGGCUGACACUGCUGGAGCCUGAUGAGGAGGACGAGGAUGAGGAAGGGCCCUGGGGGGGCUGGGGAGCAGCAGGGGCUCGGGGCCCAGCACCGGGAGGCCGUGUGCCCAAAUGCACGGUCCUCCUGUCGCUCAUCCAGCGAAACCGGCGGUGCCUGAGGGCCAAGGGCCUCACUUACCUCACCGUGGGCUUCCACGUGUUCCGGAUUCCAGACGAGCUGCUGGGCCUCUGGGACUCCCCGAGCAGCCGCGCCCUCCUGCCCCGGCUGCUGCGCGCUGACCGCUCGCCCUUCUGUGCCCGCCGCGAUGUGAGCCGCCGCUGCCGCCUCUGCCCCGGCCACUACCUGGUGGUGCCGAGCGCCGCCCGCGUCGGCGACGAGGCCGACUUCAUGCUGCGAGUCUUCUCCGAGCGCCACCACACGGCCGUGGAGAUCGACGACGCGAUCAGCGCCGACCUGCGGGUGCUCCAGGGCCCCUGCAUGCCCCUGGAGCUGGGCUUGGAGCUGCUGUUUGCGGAGCUGGCUGGAGAGGAGGAAGAGCUUGAUGCCCCGAAGCUCCAGGCCUUGUUAAGCGUCGCCCUGGAGCCUGCCCGGGCCCACACCCGAACCCCGGGAGAGAUCGGGCUCAGGACCUGCGAGCAGCUGCUGCAGUGUUUUGGGCACGGGGGAAGCCUGGCCCUGCACCACUUCCAGCGGCUCUGGGGCCACCUCCUGGAGUGGCAGAAAUGGUCCCCCGUGCGCAGGAGCAGGGAGAAAGUCCUGCAGGGUUUAGAAGAAGAAUACGUGUACAGCUGCUUCCACCUGAACAACCAGCUGACCCAGGCCCUCACCAGCCGCUACCGGGACAGCCGUCUACGUGUGGACUUCGAGCGAUUCGUGUGCUGUGCAGCCCAGCUCACCUGCAUCUUCCGCCACUGCAGCCAGCACCUGGAUGGGGGUGAAGGGGUCAUCUGCUUGACCCACAGACAGUGGAUGGAGGUGGCCACCUUCUCCUAGGACCCCAGGAAGGGUCCCCUGCAGCUCAGGGCUGGGGUGCUGCGCAAGAUGGCCCUGCACCACCCUGCCCGGCACCAGGUGAAGCUCUGGGGCCAGCCUGCCUUGGGGCUGGCUUCCGGCUGUGCUUGCCUCACCUGGACUCGGGACGGCAGCGGCACUUUUCUUGUGCCGGCCCCAGAGAGGGUCCCCAAUGGCACCUUCUCAUUUUGCCACAGUCACGGGAGCAGGGAUCAUGGCCCCACCUGGUUCUGGGAAGAUGUGUGUUCUGCCCUUGCUCUCCGAGAAGUAGGGAAUGGAGAGAGGACAGAGAAAGAGGACAACUGUGGGAAUCCUUAAAAAUAUUACAUGUUUUAUUAUCCUGUCCCCAGAGGGUGGUUUAUCCAGAAACCAAGAAAAAAAAAAAAAAUCAGAAUAAACUCAAAACGGGGAGGGGGAACAAAACCAUCCACUCCCAGGCAGCCAGGCCUGCUGCCCACCUCCAGCUCAGAGGGUCCCCAGAGACCCAAGCCCAACGGCAAACACAGGGAAAUCGGGAAGGGGCAGCAGAUCAGCUAUGUCUUCAUUACGAGAGCAAGAGACGGCAGCGAGAUGUUGCUAGGUGAAUAUAUAUUUAUAUAAUAAAUCCGUAAGUUAAUAAAGUAAAUAGUAAUUC
Messenger RNA from Propithecus coquereli (Coquerel's sifaka), 2800 nucleotides. It is a transcript of the gene CAPN12, whose product is annotated as calpain 12. The transcript is spliced from 21 exons. The record is from RefSeq and is a predicted model, not a curated record. NCBI's taxonomy places the organism in Eukaryota, Metazoa, Chordata, Mammalia, Primates, Indriidae. Gene Ontology annotation, molecular function: calcium-dependent cysteine-type endopeptidase activity. Bases 1 to 2148 code for a protein of 715 amino acids. Gene Ontology annotation, cellular component: cytoplasm. Gene Ontology annotation, biological process: proteolysis.